Molecule: messenger RNA, 2850 nt
Organism: Sapajus apella (tufted capuchin)
Lineage: Eukaryota; Metazoa; Chordata; Mammalia; Primates; Cebidae
Exons: 2
Coding region: 285-752 (155 amino acids)
Source: RefSeq, a predicted model, not a curated record
GGCCCGGAGCAGGCCGGAGGCUUCCCCCAGCCCGGGAAUGGUCUGCCCUGUAGGAAACGCACACUCCACUAUUGUCUCAUCAGCACAAAGUUCUGCCACACUGCGGGGACAGUCUGGAGGCUCGCAGUGACUCAGACACAGCUGGUUCCUCCCCUACUAGCACCGAACCGCGAUCCCAGCGGCCGGUGGUCACCCCUAGUCAAGGUCUAAGGCUGCGGCAGCUCCGGCUCCCGGAGGCCGUGUCCGCGCGCACACGCACAUCCAUACGUGCAGACGUACUCGGGAUGCGGGUCCCGCCGGCGGGCACCUGGGCACUGCGCCCCGCCCUGACGGAGACGGGGACACCCUUUCGGGGGUCCCAGGCUCCUGGCCAUAUUGUUCUCCUUCUCCUCGUGAUAACUCCGCAGUGGAGGUGGAUUCCGUCCAAGACGCCCAACGUGGCUCCGCUCGGCAAUCGGCGCUGCAAUCCCGGCGGUUACCUCCGCGGCGGCGUCUCCCCCUGCGCCCCUCUCCCGCCGCCCUGGCAGCCUGCGGCCCUCCCCAACUUAGGGCGUUUACAAAAGAAACGACUCCGGACGCGCUGCAAAGGGAGGCGCCUGUGCCCGAACGCUGGCGAUCGGACGCGGGGCCAUUCUGCACGUGUGAUGUUUCUGGGUGUGUGUGUGUGUCCGUGUGUCGGGCUGGGGGGGAGGAGUCAGCCGCAAAGACAGGCGAGAACCUCUGCGAGGAAGGAUCCGCGAGUCCUAAAAUGAAAGCUCCGGGUGACUAAGGAUCUGCGCUGAUUCGGAGAGCAGGCGUGUUAAAGGUCACGGACAAUUGUUGCUGGCUUCAGCAUGAAUGUCGAAGUGGGAUGUAUUCUUUAACCAUCACAUUUGAGCCUGAGUCACCGAAAAGUAUUGACGUGCCCACCAUUCAUUUCGGUUCACUGUGAAAAUUCGCAGAGUAUCCCCAAAUUCAAUUAAUUACAUAGGUGUAAGUGGCUUGAUACACAUAUUAUUAUGUCUGUGUAGGUAACAACAAAGGUUAAAAUUUGAAGGCUUGAUACUUUAAUAGCUCUUUGGUAGGAUUUUGGAAUGGAUGUGAGUCCGUGCUAUAAACCUACAUUCAUCGGCAUUCUUGGGUCUAUUUAAAAGUACAAUCUCACACUAAUUAUUUCCAUGUGUUGAAAAUGGACAAGGUAGAUCAUUGAAUAGUGAGCAAGACUUCCAAACCUCUCACAUAAAACUGUAAAAUGUUCAUGACUUGCCUCUUUUCUCUAGCCGGCUUAGGGCCCUGUCUGAAGUCCCACGUGUGAUUUCACUCAGGGCAUUGUCUGUCUACAAUAAUAUUGUGCUUUUAAACGAUUUCCUUUCUUACACAUUUCUCUACAAUGCAUGCGAAAUCUGAGAAUGUAAUUUGAUGGGUGGGCAGGAGUUAAGUCCUGGUGUCUGGUGUGGCAGGCCUAGAAAAUGGCAGCUGGAGGGCCAGCUUCAUUUCGUUACUGACGAUCGAAACGUGUUCACGUUGAUUGCACACUAGUCACUGGCAAUUGUCCAUGUGUCAAUGUGCUAUUCCAAGCUCCCUCCACACACAAAAAAAAGCAUAACAAUCAAAUGUUUAAUACAAGUUUCCAUACUGUUCCUGUAAGCGCAUUUAGCAUUGCCAACAUUUCAACUGUUUUAAUAGCUUCAAACACUUAAAGCAACCAUGAGGGAUUAAGGACACUGGUUGUAUACAUAAUAUAAACCCCUGGAAUGGCCCAGGAGAGCUUCUCCUAUUUUGAAAUGUUUGAGUAAAUUAUAAUAUUUGGAUGGAGCAAAGUCAGUAGUAUGAAUGGUUGAAUGUUAAUGGUUGAUUUGGGCUACUUGUUUUCUUGUAGUGAUGUGUGAUAUUUUACACAAGUAUGGGGUACGUGUAUUUGUUACUUACAAACAUAGAGUGUGUAAUCAGGGUACUCAUCCCCUGGGGUAUUUAUUGUUUCUAUGCCUUGGGAACAUUUCAAGUCCUCUCUUGUAGCUACUUUGAAAUACAUAAUACACUGUUAUUAACUGUAGUCGUUCUAAUCUGCUAUCAGAUAUUAGAACUUAUUCCUUCUAACUGGGUGUUCAUACCCAUUCAGUAACAUCUCCUCAUUUCCCCCUCCCACCCUCUGUUUAUAACUUUAUAACAAGCAAUAAUUUGGUUAAUGAAAUAAAUGAGGGAAAAACAUUUUCCCUUGCUAUUAUGUAAUGAAUUAUUUGUUCAGCCUUUGGGACUCCACUCCUUUCAAUGUUUGAUGAAAUGGUGUUCAAUGGUUAUGGAGUGACUGAGGACAUUUAGACUAGAAAGGUUCUUGAGGACUUCCAUUAAAAAAAAAUAGUUCGGAGUAAAAACCAGAAAGAACCCCCGCCGCCCCCCCUCCCCCGCCAAAAAAUAGGCCUUGAGUGCCUGAAAGCUGGAAGUGAAACUCUCUAUACUAUAGCAUAAAAUCUAAGACAAACUAAAAAAUAAGUAUUAAAUAUUCAUGCUCAAAAAGGUACAUGCUUUGAUUGGACAGUUGGGUGUGCCACUCAGUAAAUAAUAUUAAUCCUAUUUGUGUAAAUGUAUUAGGAUUUUCUAAAUUAUAUCUGAGAAAGAAGAAUUAUAUUAUGCAACUAAGUUAAGGAGUAAUCUUUUGUUUUCUGAACCAACUUAAAUUUAGAGAUUUCAGAGUAGAUUAGGGAUAAAUUGGCUUUAAAUUAUCAACGUGUUCCUACGUAAAGACUGCUUUAGGAGCAGUGCAGCUGUUCGCUGCCUGUGUCCUGCUUCGAAUAGGUAACUAUUUUGUGUAUAAAUGGAAAUUGGCUACUGAAUCACUGAUGGUUUCAAAAAUAUUACACUAAUCCUAAUAUG